Cucurbita pepo subsp. pepo (vegetable marrow) is the source of this 1584-nucleotide messenger RNA. RefSeq lists its product as uncharacterized. The record is from RefSeq and is a predicted model, not a curated record. Lineage: Eukaryota; Viridiplantae; Streptophyta; Magnoliopsida; Cucurbitales; Cucurbitaceae.
UUUCUUCAUCUUCCUCCUCUGUCAAGCAAGAAUCUAUACCGAUUUUGUUACAGGCCGGCAAAGUUCUGCACUUUCAUGUCGUCUGCAUUGAAUUACAUCUCACUCUCACUCACUGAACUGAGUGAGUGUACUGUUGAAUGAGUGAUUCUUUAUUCUUUCAUGGGUGCCUCUGCUUUCCUCCCACGCUUUUCAUUUUGGUUUUCGCACCCGCUAAGUGUUUGUAUAAAUGCCGCAUAGAGAUUAAUUCAUUUGGAGUGCUUAUUGAGCAAUGGAGAGGUUGCGUGUUGUCAUAGUUUGCUUUUCUAUUGCGUUUGCAUCCACUGUUGUGGCUGUUCCAAGUGAUGUUGGGAUUCACUCGAGAAGAUUGAUGUUUGGAAUCAGUGGAAGCUCAUCCCGUGAGUCCUUGAAGAAGGUGAAACUUCAAAUUCAAGAGGGGUUGAUUUCAAAACCCCAAUUGAAAUACUUGAAUGUUGAACCAAAUGCUGUUAGUAUUAACUCUCCAUUCUCUCUGCCUCCUUUUGAUUCACUUGGACCAUCCCCAUUGCCGGAAAACUCUCCUCCUUUCUGUGAAGAGGCACCGCCCUAUACUCCUCAGCCGCCAUCACCACCACGACCGGCAGGUGGUCUGCCACCUCCGCCGCCAUCUGGGAUGAUCUAUUCCUCCCACAUGCCCCCACCACCGCCAGCUUCUCAGCCCAAUGUCCCUACUAGAAGCCGAAGCCCACCACCACCAACCCCACCCAGCAUCAUUCCCAUAACCCCCCCUCCACCACAAACCACACCCACCAUCAGUCCCAUAAUCCCGUUAGUCCCUUUAACCCCAUUAGCUCCAUAUCCUCCGGGGAACGUUUCCAGCCCCAUCCCACCAACUGGGCCUCCAAGCCCACCUCACCACUAUGGGCCUAGCCCACCUAAACAUGCUUCUGGGCCACCCAGUUAUGGGCUGAGCCCACCAGUGUUUCUGCCACCAGUAGUGCUCCCUCCCCCAUCUGGUCCACCUCCUGCAUCACAUGGAGGGAAGCCAAUUUCCUCUGGUGCAGCAUGGUGCGUGGCUAAGCCCACUGUACCUGAUCCAAUAAUUCAACAGGCGAUGGAUUAUGCUUGUGGGUCAGGUGCCGACUGCAAAUCCAUUCAGCCUAAUGAGCAUUGCUAUGAACCUGACACUGUUCUGGCACACGCCUCGUAUGCUUUCAAUAGCUAUUGGCAGAACACUAAGGCCACUGGUGGCACCUGUGACUUUGGAGGGACUGCCAUGCUUGUAACUGUGGAUCCAAGUUUUGAAGGGUGUAAGUUCGUCCUCGUUUGAGAUUAGAAAUGGAGACACACACAGUUGGUUCGCCAUUUUUGACAUUUUGAAUAAACAAGCAAACAAACCAAGUGCUGCUGCCAUGCCAUCUCCCUUUCUAUUCAUUCAUUUUCAGACUUAGACUGAUUCAAUUUCAGGCUUAGAGAUCUAUGAUCAUACUCUGUAUUUCUCAAUCAAGGAGCCAUCAAGUUUCUUUGUCUUCUAACUUCAAUUCCUUUCCCAUUAAUACUAGUGUAUGUUUGGGUUACCUCUUAAUUCAAGCAUGUUUUUAAUAAAAA